GGAACUGUGUCUUCUUCCGUGUUUACCUGUAGAGCUUUGGGAGUUUCUCAUGGAGUUUCUCUAAUGGGCGUUGUUAGUGUUUCUGAAUUGAACGCGUGUUACAAACAAAGCUGUUUAUUUGUGACGUUGUGUGGAUUAUAGUUAUAGAGUAGAAAGGGAAAGGGAAAAUGAGUUUAACCUAAAUAAAAGGCACUUAAAGUUUUGUUUUCCUGAAAGUUACCUGAGGUCGAUCACGAUGGGAUGUUGUAACAGCACCGAGAGUAAACGUGACUGGAAACCGCUGGAGGAGCACAGCUGCACGGACAUCCCAUGGCUCAUCAUAUUCAUACUGUUUGGGAUUGGCAUGUUGUGCAUUUGUGCCUUUCCCAUCGCCACAGGAGCUGCCUCCAGGCUUCUCUCAGGAUAUGACAGUUAUGGCAACACCUGUGGCAAGAAUAACACCAAGAUCGAAGGAGUACCCCUCAGCGGCCGGGACAUGAAGGAAAACAAGUAUGUUUUCUUUCUAGAACCUUGCAACCUUGACUUAAUUAACAGGAAGAUCAAGUCCAUCGCCCUGUGUGUCUCCAAAUGUCCUGCUGCUGAACUGAAGACUCACAGUGAUUUAAAGCAGUUUGCUCUGAGUAAUGGGUCUCAUCUCUGCUCCUAUGAUAUUUCUCCCACAAAAUACACAAGCUCUUCAGAGAGAUACACUAAAUGCCCCAAACUCCCUGUUCCACCGAGUAAGUCCAUCCCACUGUUACACCGCUGUAUUCCUGUGGAUGUCGGCUGCUACGCUGAAUUCGCCCAGGCGUUCGUCACAUUCGUCAGUGACAACAGCGUGCUGCGGCGGCUCGUCGCCGGGGUGAUGGCCAGCAAGGAGAUCAUCAUGGGCCUUUGUGUGCUGGCUUUAGCUCUGUCCCUGAUCAUGAUGGUUGUCAUUCGUUACAUCUCCAAAGUGCUGGUGUGGAUUCUAACGGUCCUGGUAAUCAUCGGCUCUUUAGGUGGGACGGGCGUCCUCUGGUGGCUCUAUGCGGACCACAGAAAAGCCCUCGACAGUGACACCUUAUCGGUUUUUGGGAAAGAAGUGGCCUCAGACAACGUCACGGCCCUGCUUGUGUAUGCAAUUAUUGCUACAGUUUUCACUGUGGUUCUCCUGCUGGUGAUGUUCUUCAUGAGGAAGCGUGUGGCUCUCACCAUUUCCCUGUUCCACGUGGCCGGUAAAGUGUUCACCCACCUUCCCCUGCUGGCCCUGCAGCCUUUCUGGACCUUCCUCUGCCUCAUGCUCUUCUGGGUCUACUGGAUCGCUGUGUUUCUCUCUCUCGGGACUACAGGGACGCCGGUAAAGAACAACGUUACGGGUGUGGUUGAAUAUCAAAUGCAAGGGCCUCUUCAGUACAUGGUGUGGUAUCACGCUGUGGGUCUCAUCUGGGUCAGUGAGUUCAUACUGGCCUUCCAGCAGAUGACCAUCGCCGGAGCUGUGGUCACCUACUACUUCACAAGGAAUAAGUCCCAGUUGCCAGCACUUCCCAUCCUCUCCGCCAUGGCACGUACCAUCCGCUACCAUCUGGGUACUCUGGCCAAAGGCUCCUUCAUCAUCACGCUUGUUAAGAUCCCUCGUCUCAUUCUAACGUACAUCCACAGCCAGCUCAAAGGAAAGGAAAACGCCUGUGCUCGUUGCAUGCUGAAAGCUUGCGUCUGCUGUCUGUGGUGUCUGGAGAAGUGCCUCGCAUACUUAAAUCAAAACGCUUACACUGCGACAGCCAUCAACAGCACCAGUUUCUGCACCUCAGCCCGUGAAGCUUUCAUCAUCCUGGUGGAGAACGCCCUCCGAGUGGCCGCCAUCAACACUGUGGGCGACUUUGUCCUCUUCUUGGCAAAGGUGCUUGUAGUCUCCUGUACAGCCUUCGCCGGCAUCCUGGCUCUGAACUACCAGAGGGACUACACCGUGUGGGUCCUGCCUCUCCUCAUCGUCUGUCUGUUUGCCUACCUGGUGGCUCACUGCUUCCUCUCUGUCUUUGAGAUCGUGGUCGACGUUCUCUUCCUCUGCUUUGCCAUUGACACAAAGUACAAUGAUGGAAGCCCCGGACGCGAGUUCUACAUGGAUAAGGCCUUAAUGGAAUAUGUUGAGAACAGUAAGAAAAUGGGUUCGUACAAGCCUGGUGAUGGAGAUGGAAAGGAGAUGAAGUCCAUGGCACGUGGGACUUCUGCUUGACCAGGUGUCAGAAAAACAGCCAAAACUACUAAAAUAAAUACUGAGAAUUUACCAACAUUUCACUCCAGGGACAUCAGGAAGAUGCAUUUUAUACUGAAGUUACACAGUUUCAGCUAAAGAUGCAUUGGGUUUUAUUUUUUAUUUUUGAGGGAGAGAGGGAAAUUUAAAGUUUGACACUAAUAGCUGUAAUAAUGUGUGUGUUUUUUAUUAAUAAGAUAGGUUUGCUUUUUUUUUUGUCUUUUUCACAAAUAACUGAGUUUUCUCUUUUUAUUCCAUUUUAAAUAAUCUGAACGAUUUGACAUGGUUUAACAUGUUUGGUUUUCCUUGUUACAUAGUUUGAAUGGUUCGGUGUACAUUUUGAAAUGGAUAGCUAACUGUGUUUUGUCAAAGGCUGUUCGAGUUGUAAAUUAGAUUUUAUACUUGAAUAAAUUAAAACACAAAGUCGUAA
This is a messenger RNA of Sebastes umbrosus (honeycomb rockfish), 2639 nucleotides long. Its product is annotated as choline transporter-like protein 1. Lineage: Eukaryota; Metazoa; Chordata; Actinopteri; Perciformes; Sebastidae. The record is from RefSeq and is a predicted model, not a curated record. Gene Ontology annotation, biological process: transmembrane transport. The transcript has 16 exons. Gene Ontology annotation, molecular function: transmembrane transporter activity. Gene Ontology annotation, cellular component: membrane. The coding region runs from base 236 to 2191 and encodes 651 amino acids.